GAGAGAGACCAAAGAGUUUUAUGCUAAUAAGCCCAGGCCAAAGCUGCUGCCGCUGAGCGCGAGAGCUCACUGGAAACUGCGUCGUCACCACGGAAACCUGGACUGCUUCCGCGUGAAGGGCUCUCCAGCAGGGGGCACAGUGAGAUUUGAUGCAGCCCCUGCACGUCCACUCAUUGCCAGUCCACGCAGUGUCUCUGCAGUGCGGAUCACUCCUCUGAGGACCAUGAAGAGCUCUCCAGAUCUGAUGCCCACUGAGUUGGAUCCAACACGUGUGUGUAAGGGGAAGGGGGCUGUUACUCUGAAAGCCACAUUAGUGCACGUCGAUGAUGGAGACUGUAUCACCCAGGAACGGCUUGUGAGUCCAACCAAGAGUGAAUGCCACCGAGCGGUCAAUGGAGAUGCCACAGAAACGAAUUUGGCAGAGAAAAGGCUAAAUAGCCCUGGAGCUGAUUUAAAUUCAGAGCAAGUCAGCAAGGCUACAACACAGGUCGAGUGUCCUAUAAGCGUAGAUCAGAGUGGACUCCCAUCAUCAACCACUGUGCCAUCUGUGUGUGCGCCAAACAGCAGUGUAUACCCAACUAUUGUUCUGUUGCAGCAUGGCACAGAUGCUGUAGAGCAGCAGGACAGAGUGUGUGAUCAGGGCUCCACCGAGACUCAGUUCUGUUCUCUACCUGAAGAUUCUCAAAGAUCCUCUACACAGAUGGAGGGCAGGAGAAUGAUGAUUACUGUUCACCCAGCGUCCCCUGUGCCGCUGGAGAAGCCCCGAGUCCCAGUACGGAACACAGAGAAGUCCAAGGACUGGUACAAGAACAUGUUCAAACAAAUCCACAGAAUUCCAGAAACUGUUGAGGAAAAUCCAUACCGUCCCACCUACAUAUUCCCCGAGAGCUAUGACAGGCCACUGAAAACCAGAGAUGACAGCUCUUCACAUAUGGACGAUUAUGGGCGAAGUGUUCCUCGGUCUAAAAGCGCUGUAGACAUGGCCAGCUCACAGUCAAGGCGAAAAGUCUCUAUGCCAACUCGAGCGUCUUCCCUACUACCAGAAAGAAAUGAGUGGGAGCCCCCUGACAAGAAGGUGGACACCAGGAAGUAUCGUGCUGAACCCAGGAGCAUCUUCGACUAUGAGCCGGGGAAGUCGUCUGUGCUGAGGGCGGAGAGGCCGGACUUAACCCCUGAAGAUGUAGAUUUAGAGAAUGAACCAUGGUAUAGAUUCUAUUCAGAGAUGGAGUUUGGCAAAACGAGUGCCCCCUCUUUCACUCCCUUGGAAACAGCCUCCGACCUGCAGCAAUACCCGGCGUGUAAACCGGGCCCCAGUGUGGCGGGGAAGGAGAGCGGCUCGGCUGGUGCUGAGCACGCAGCUCCAGAAUGCGAUCGGCACAUUUACAAAAGUGUCCUGGAGGGCGGCGACAUCCCACUACAAGGCCUGCGAGCACUUAACAAACGUCAUCCCAGUACUUCUUCUAAAGACUCAGAAUCCUCACAGCCAUUAAGCCAAGGAGAUCAAGGAGAAAACCCAGAUGAGGUGGCCCGCAGACGCUACGGGGACAAAGAGAAAAUUCUAGAGGAGCAGAGACGUUUGAAGCGGGAACAAGAGGAGGCGGACAUCGCAUCACGGCGGCAUGCAGGCCUAGUCCUCACGCAUCAGCAGUUCAUCACCAAUGAGCGCUUUGGGGACUUGCUCACCAUCAGUGACUCUGAGAAAAGGAAGUCCGGCCCAGAGAGGACACCUGCCCUGGCCCUGUUUAACUUUAAAGCGGAGACUUUAAAGGAGCUGCCAUUUCAAAAAGGAGACAUUGUGUACAUCUUUCGGCAGGUGGACCAAAACUGGUAUGAAGGAGAGCAUCAUGGUAGAGUUGGCAUUUUCCCACGCAACUAUGUUGAGCUACUGCCCCCGACAGAAAAAGCCCAGCCCAAAAAGAGUGCUCCAGUUCAAGUGCUGGAGUAUGGAGAGGCCAUCGCACGCUUUAAUUUCACUGGGGACACAGCUGUCGAGAUGUCGUUCAGAAAGGGAGAGAGGAUAACACUCAUUCGUAGGGUGGAUGAAAACUGGUACGAAGGAAAGAUUUCAGGCACCAACAGACAAGGCAUCUUCCCAGUCACUUACGUGGAUGUGCACAAAAAGCCUCGUGUUAAAAAUGGAGUGGACUACCCUGAUCCUCCCCUUAGCCAAUCACCCCAUCGCAGCACAAAUGCCUCCCCACAGCCGGUGCGUACCCGUCUCAGCACCUCCCCUCUCCCCCUGCCACGCUCACCACGCCGCUCUGUCUCUCCUGAAGUCCAUGCCAUAUCCAACGAGUGGAUCUCCCUCACAGUGGGAGGUGUGAGUAGUAGUCCCCCAGCUGCCCCAACUCCUCCUCUGCCUCCUCUGCCCAGUACCGCCUAUCGUCUGGGUGAAUAUCUGCCCCCAUCACACUCUGCCAGCCCCGUGCCCCCCAUCACCAACAGCCCGUACUGCAUCUCACCCAUGGCUUCACCAUCCAACUCCCCCCUACCCCCUCCGUAUCCACCCCGGCCCAACUCUGCCACUCCGUUCCUCACCUUCACCCCACCGCAGGGGGAGGACUUCCUCCUUUUCCCUCCUUCACCACGUCUGUCACGUAGUCUGAGUCCGAGUGGUGGUGCCGGCAUGGAGGGAUGGCUGAGUGGAGCAGGAAGGCUGGAUUCAGAGCUGCAGGAGGGUGAAGGGGGAGAGCUGGACAGGGUUGGCGGCUCCCGCAAGGCGCCAUGCAGCUGGAGAAAUAGUCCAGCAGAGCCUUUGAAGAAUGAAGGAGAUUACCAUGGGAGAUCCUCGAGAAGUCCGGUAAUGUUAUUUGACAUCCAGGACAACAACAUGAACGCCAACUCAUUCACGGAGGCAGUAUGUAAUGAGAUCAUGAAUAUUGCAGAGACCUCAGUGAGGUACUGCAGCACUUUGUCCCGCCCUUUAGACUCCGCCCACAGAUUGAUGCCCCACCUCAGUAAACGCUCUCUCAUCAUUUCCCAGCAACCCCAGUCCCAAAGCAGCAGCCCUGAACCUGGACGUCUAAGCUGCGGCAUAUUCCAGGCUUUGUACAGCUAUGUGCCACAGAAUGACGAUGAGCUAGAGCUGCAGGAGGGAGACCUUGUGAACGUCAUGGAGAAAUGCGAUGACGGCUGGUUCGUGGGUACAUCUAAGAGGACAAAACAGUUCGGCACCUUCCCAGGGAACUACGUGAAGGCCGUUAACUUGUAAUAUGUGAAAAUGUCUGGUCUGUAUGUAGAGAUUCUAACACUAUGUUAAUAGCGGUCUGUGUGGGACACUGUUAAUGAUGAGCUCAAGUGUUUGGAACCCCCCCACCCCCCACCCCCCCACCCCCCACCCCCCCGUCAGUGUUGUAUCUUGCCCAGGUGAAUGUCCAGGUAUGUGAUUGGUAAAGUUUGUAGCAUGUUAGCAAGAAUUUUGUAGUAAAACUACAAGGAUCAGCUUGUCAGCUUUCACACAUUGUUUCACACACACACGCACAUAUAUAUAUAUAUAUAUAUUAAUAUACAUUAUUUACAUUUUGUUUUUAUUUAAAUUUAAAUGUUCAUGUCCAUAAUGUAUAAUUAUUUUUUCUUUUUACUGAAUCACAUACCUGACAUUAACACAGCAAAAAAAAGUAGACGAAACAGACUAGCACCAGUGUGUUAAAGGAUCAGUGUGUAGUUAAAGGCACUUAAAGGAGGGUACCAGAGUUGAAGGUUAAAGGGCCAGAUAAAGGUCAGCAAAAAAAAAAAAAAAAAAAAAAAAACCCGAGAUGGAUUUACGCAAAACUUGUAAAUCAGUUUGGGACUCCCUGUGUAUAUUUUGAGAGCAAUAUAGAUGGUGUGGUUGAGUUCCUGCUCAGAUGUGAACCGCCACGUGGACUGAUAUCACUAAACUGUAAGCACUUAAGUCUAUAUGGACUAAUCAGGAUGUUUUGGGGAUCAGUUGUGUGAAAAUCCAGUGUUUUAUUUAUCACAGCUGCACAGUGUUUUAUUUAUUACAGUAUAUCGGCUGUGGAAAAAUCGUUCCUUUUAAACCUGUUUCAGAAAAGAGUUGGUUUUAAGGUCUGCCUUUUUGUUGAUAAUCCUAUUUUAUGGAUAUGUAGGCUGUAAAGAUCAGGAGUAGUCAGGUUCCACCAAAAUUCUGCCUUGAAAACAUCCUGAUAUGCUCUCAUCUUUUAUUUUAUACAAACACAAAAAAGGAACGGUCUCUCUUGAUCGUCUCUCAUGUUUCACACACUGGCAGUCCUAAUCCUCCUUAAUCUAACUGAGACAAAUCUGUUACUAGACAUAAACAAUUGUCAGUGUUUUUGUAAAUGACUAAGUCAUGUUAAGCGAGAAAGAACAUUUUGCAUUCAUUUUGGUGUCCGUAGCUCAGCAGAUAAAUUCGAACAACUGUAAUAAUGUUUGCAUUAAUGACUGUUUGCCUUUUAUACUGUAUGUGCAGUUAUAGGAUGGAAGUCUUGCAACCAAAAUAUAUAAACUACCAGUCAAAAGUGUGGACACACCUUUUCAUAUAAAGCUUUUCUUCAUUUUAAUAAUGAAAAAAAGAUUAGCACAAUGAAACAACAUAUUCAAUUAUACCGUGAACUAGAAAAGUACAAAACAAAUCAAAACUAUUUCAUAUUUUCAAAUUCCUGAUUCAUCUUGGCAUCAUCUCAACCAGCUUCAUUAAGGACCUUCCCAAAUAAGCCAAGCUACACAGUGUUUCUACCAAGUUGUAAAUGAAAGCUACUUGUUCGUGGAAAAAACUGUUUUAACCCUUUACUGCAUGGUGUUGCCAUAUGGCAACUAAUUAGUUUUACUCCAAUUUUUGAUAGGCAAUAAUACAAAGCUACUAUUUUCCUAUAUAACUGGAAUUAGGGGUCUUUAAGCCUUGACAUAUCAAAAAAAAAAAAAAAAAAAAAAAAAAUAAAAAUAAAAAAGCCAUGUCACAUGACCAUGACCCUUUCUGCAGUCACAUGGCAUGGUGAAGGUCAUUACUGGAGGGCUCUCAAAAUUUUAUAAAUGUUUCACUAUUAAGGCAAAAUUACUUAAAGGAAAAAUUUAAAUACUAUUCGAGUUAAAAUUUAUUUAAAAAAAAAUAAUUUAUACAAGUUUAUAUAUUUAGAGUAUUCUGUUAAAUGGUAAAAUGUAAUUGUUGCCAUAUGGCAACAAAAUGCGAUAAUGGUACUGUGGUAUGCGCAUUCAUGAAUUGAAACAGGCCUACAUAGCAAAACAGAGCUAAGCUUCUCUAGUUGUAUAUUUUUACAUUCAGAGUAAGAUAAUCUUGGUAUUUCAGACAUUUUGCAAGAGAUAUAAUUAAAAAGAUACUUCACCCAAAACAUGUCUGGAUCAAAUGUUUGUAUGUAUUUUGAGUGAAUAAAUCCAUUCACAUACUUUUUACAACUGCAGUUCCUUUCUAGAACAUAUAACAUUUACAUGUUUACUAUGUGGCAACCCCCCCCAAAAAAAACAAAAAAACAAAACAUGUAGUCUGGAAAAUGCAGUAAGUGGAAUCUCAGACAUUUUGUGUUUUUCUUUGACUAUAUGAUACUUUCCACCAUUGCACAUUGUUGCCAUAUGGCAACAAUUUACCAAAUACCCCCUAAAACUUUUUAUUAAAAUUAAAAAAAAAAAAAUUAUUACUUGAACUAAUUCAAGUAAAGAAAUCCAUAAAAACUUUAUGCAAAUGUAAUAAUUCAUGCAGUAGAGGGUUAAGUAAAAGCUACAUAUUAAUCCAUCUAUUUACAUUUCUCAUAGAAAUAAUUUUAUUUUGAACUAUAAGACUUUAUCAAAAAUAUCUUUAAUACCAUGAAAAAUAUAUUCAAUCUAGUGUCCAUACUUUUGACUAGUGGUGUAUUUCAUUGGCUCGUGUGCUACAGCAGUGUGUUCGGGUCAAACAAGAAGUGGAAAAAAGUGCUGCUUGGAGAAUCAGGCACUUUUUCAUCCCUAUUUCUAAAGGGAAAAACAGACCUCACAAAGUGAAAGGUAAAGAGUUGGUUUUAACAUUAAUAGAGAACAGGGAGUAAAAUGAAUAUCUUAGGACUAUAGAGACUAUUUUAGGAACCAGUUGAGUAAUAUAAGGCAAUGUAAAUACAGGUCAUUUUAUCAUUAUUCUUGUAAUAUUUAAAAUUGUUCUUGAAAUGUUCUUAUUUUCCUAAACCUGAAAAUAUAAUGUUGAUGAGACCGGCCCUCCUAAGAGCACAUACUGUAUGAUCACCGUAAUAUGUUGCUGUACUACACCGGCCUGUGUGAUAUAUCGAAAUAUAUAUUUUUUCUGUUUAGAAAGCUUGGAUCGUGAAGGACCGCAUGCAUUAACAUGCUGUCCUUUAUAGAACUUUUAUCCUGAUGUUGACCGCAAACGUGUCCGGGUCAUUUCUGAUCUGUAUGAAAUGCCGUACCUCCUUCCUUCCUAUCUUGAAGUGCCAUUUAUACGAGUAAGCUACAUUAGGAUCUUUUUUUUAAUCUGUAUAAUAAACCAACAAGCUGUUCAUGAUAAUUUAGCUACAUCUGCUGUAGCUGCAUUUCGAGUGUUGGGAAGACUGAAUAGAAGGAAAAAGAAAUGAUCGCUAACUAAACCUGAUGUGAAGAUCAUACAAUGCAUGAGUUUCUACACCGUGUUGCACCUCUGACAGCCAUAAAGUAUUACAGUUUAUGAGCUAAUGAAGGCUGAAUACUUUGGCUCACUGUAUUAUUGUGCAUUGCAUUCCAUAUCAUGCCACAGAGAGUCACUGCUGAGCAUGUGUGGAGUGUGUCACGUGUUUAACUGUACUCCUAACAGAUACACAUACGGUAUUGAUCAUAUUCUUGGUUAAUAUUACAGCAUAUAUCAUUGUCUGGCUUCGGUCGCCAUCACGUUUUAACCGACUACGGCCCAGAUUAGAUUCACAUAGGUUUUCAAGUUUAUCACGAGCUUUAUUCCAUUCGACUGCAUGAAACAUCAUGCGAUAGACAAAAUAAGCAACAUAGUGUCUUGAGAAUCCUGUGCUUUGGACGUAAGCAGAGACGAGAGAAUUGUACUUGUAAAUAUGUAUAAUAUAAAUGAAUAAAAUGUUUGACAGCCUCUAGGAAUAUAGUUUCUAUUACAGGGAGAGUUUUAGGAAAGCACAGUGAGUUGCUUUCGGCGCACGCGCUCUGAUAUGAACGAAUGACAGAUUUCUAACACUGUUUUAGGAUCCAGAUGCCUUUUGUCUCACAGCUUUGUUAACCGUGCCUGGUUUUUAUUGUUUUUCUUUUUGCCUUGAUACAUCGAGAAAUAAAUCCGUGUUACUUUGUAGGAUAUGAUGCUUUAUCACAAGUGUGUCAUGGGAGACAAUUACCGAGAUCCUGACUACAAUCACUGGACAUAUUCAUAAAGAGUGUGACAUAAUGCCUGUAGUGAUUUUCCACACGCAGAGGCUCACAUUGUAGUUAGAUGGUCUUUUCCUUUAUUUGCAGUGCAGUUACAGAUAGAAUGCUAUUUACUGCUGUGAUUUCAUUAUUAUGCAAUAUUUAAUAAAAUGUAUUAAAGCUUU
Molecule: messenger RNA, 7478 nt
Organism: Ictalurus punctatus (channel catfish)
Lineage: Eukaryota; Metazoa; Chordata; Actinopteri; Siluriformes; Ictaluridae
Product: sorbin and SH3 domain-containing protein 1
Exons: 26
Coding region: 224-3211 (995 amino acids)
Biological process (GO): cell-substrate adhesion
Cellular component (GO): nucleus; cytoplasm; cell-substrate junction
Molecular function (GO): protein binding
Source: RefSeq, a predicted model, not a curated record